GAAAGGAGGAAGAGGAGGAGUGGGAGGAGCAUGUCACCGUUGGAGACCAAUGACAGGACAGGUAACAACAGGUGAGACGAAAACAAGCACACGCACACGUACACGCGCGUGCGCACGCACGCACGCACGCACGCAAACAGGGAGCGCGACGGGAAGAGGCUCCUUGGACCGAAGAUCCGGGACGGGAACUAGAGAAGCGAUCCGGAUCCGUUUGGAUUAUUAUUGAGAGGUUAAGAAACCCUUAAACAUACAUUAAGUAUAUAAAGACUUACUGGAGUUAGUGUGACAGCUUAAAACAACCACUAAAGGGUUAAAGUUGGAGCCACCUGCUGCUGCGUCGACGUGGAGCUCUGGUCUGGACGCGGUCUCCUCCUCGGCAACAAUGCGUCCCCAAACCCGGCCCAGCAGGAACUAGUCCGGUCUCUGGUGUUCUUCCUUCUCUCGUAACCCCCCUGAGCGGCGCACUGCAGCGGCACCAUGAGCGGCUCGGAGGGCCUGCGGCCGGCAACGUCCGGCAGGAAGCCGCUGGGCAAGCUCGCCACCCGGCUGGAGCAGGUGAAGAACCCGUGGAGGCAGGUGACCACGCUGGAGCUCAGCCACAACGAGGCGGCGCGCCUGGCCACGGACGCGCUGCUGGAGCACGGAGAGAAGGAGUACCGCCGGGUGCUGAGCGAGGAGCGAGAGCUCAGCUUCCUGUCCCCGCUGGAGGUGCGCUACAUCACGGAGCAGGCGGCCAGAGCCGGCGGCUCCGACAGCAACGGCGACGGACCCAACGACCGGGACUUCGAGGACCUGGACGCGGUGUCCGACCUCAACUCCGGCACUUACUUCCCGAUGAUGUCCGACGACGAGCCGCCGAUGCUGGAGCUCGGCUGGCCGGACUCCCCGGCGAGAUACGGGCCGUCGGAGACGCAGAUCUACUUCCAGAGGGACAAGUCCCACAACGUCAAGGACCUGAUCCGGUCCCUCAUCAACAAAGCCAACAAGGUCAUCGCCCUGGUGAUGGACGUGUUCACCGACGUGGACCUGCUGUGUGACCUCAUGGAGGCCUCCAACAAGCGCCGGGUCCCCGUCUACAUCCUGCUGGACGAGAAGAACCUGGACCACUUCACCGACAUGUGCUCCGCACUCGACCUCCAGGGCUCACACAUGAGCAACAUGCGGAUCCGCAGCACGUGUGGCGACACGUACUGCACCAAGAGUGGCAAGAAGUUCACCGGUCAGAUCCUGGAGAAGUUCAUGAUCAUCGACUGUGAAGAGGUCAUCGCCGGGUCAUACAGUUUCACCUGGCUGUCGUCUCAGGUGCACAGCAACAUGAUGAUGCAUUUCUCAGGUCGCAUCACCGACAGCUUCGACCGCGAGUUCCGCUGUCUGUACGCCGACUCUCUGAUCAUCGACUGCUUCUUCAACCCCGAGGAUGAGGGCAUGCCGUACUACCAGCCGUACCAAACCAUGAUGCUGCCCGGCGCCACGGGGCCCGGCCCGGUCACGGGAGCCGAUCUCCUCUCCGACAGGCAGAGGGACCGGGUGAGCUCUGAAAACUCCAGCAGCCAAUCAAGUAACAGCGUGUCCAGUGUGAAGGCCGCGCCCGUGACGACCUCCAACACCGUCUACAAGGUCACUCAAAGUCACAACAAGAAGGAGUCCAACCACAGCCAGCAUCACAGCCCCGAGCGGCGAGGCAGCGGACAGACGCCGACCCCUCAGGGUCACGGCGCGGCCGGAUCGCGGUCCUCCGCUAACGGGGGAAUCAACCACGGCUCGGCCAAGGACCGAUCGCCGCCGCCCUACGGUCAGCCGACGGACGCCAUGCGGUCCAAUAUAGGCGGCGCCUCCUCCAAGUUCCAGGCGUUGGGGUUGUACGACCACAAGCCGGGCAUGUUCCACAGCGCCGGGCUCGGCGGCGCCGCCCCCAACUCGAACCCCAGGACCCCGGCGCCCUCUCCGGCCAACGACAUUAAACUCACCUACCGGCAAAGGUCUGGCUCCAACCAGUUCCUCACCAAACUCUCAGACCUUUUCCUGCCCUCCUCUGGCAAAGACCCCUACAACUUCCGGAGGUCCCCUCCCCCUCUCAGCGCCGUGCCCUGGGGGGGGCCGGACCUCUCCAAACCGGAGCCGGAGAGCCAGCAGAGCCCGCCGCCGCCUCCGCCGCCGCUCUCUCCGACCGUGCUGAUGAACCGGCAGGACGAGAAGCGCAUGACGCUGGGCCACAGCAAGCUGGACCUGGUGAACCAAUACAACCAGUCGAAGUCCAAGCAGGUGUACAGCCGCUUUGAGCUGAAGACCUCCAAUUGAACCGUUUCACUGCUGCCUCCCGCUUCCAAACUCUUCCUUCCUCUUGCGUUGCCUGCGUCGUCUCCUCCAGGUCGGUGGUUGCCGUGGCAGCCGUGUUCCCCUCUGGUUCCUGAGGCCGCGUUGCCUCUUGUAUCGUGCGAGGAGCCUUCGAGGUUGAAAGUGUCAUCAUGUGUUCAAAGGUAUGAAAACGAGUGGCUAAAAGAAGUCCGGACAAAAGGUUUCAAUAAACUGGUGUCCUCUCAAAAUACGGCACAUUUUUUAAAAUUCAUGCUGAAAGGAUCAUUUGUUUUGCAAAAAUAUGAAAAAGAUGGUUAAGACUGUAAAUGUUUUUUCAUUGGAGCGAAUGAUUUUCAGAGCUGUAACUUAAUUUAGAAGAAUCCUAAAGUCAAACUGAAUUUGACAUUAUUACCUAAAAACAUAUUGCUUAUGUCAGGAGACAUCACGUUUGUUUUUGGUCAUAAUGUGAAAAGCGACCCUCAGAGACGUAUUGAUGCUUUUGUAAUGCUAAUUCAAGAUCCUAGUGGCCACUCACGGUACUGCAGCAAUACAAACCUAGAAAAGGACUCCAGAGCCUUUUGUUGUUUUUAUGUGCAUCAAUAUCCAAUGGAAAGUCAGCAGAAGAGAAACUGCACAUUUUAGU
Molecule: messenger RNA, 2938 nt
Organism: Cyclopterus lumpus (lumpfish)
Lineage: Eukaryota; Metazoa; Chordata; Actinopteri; Perciformes; Cyclopteridae
Gene: sack1c
Product: family with sequence similarity 83 member C
Exons: 5
Coding region: 478-2298 (606 amino acids)
Source: RefSeq, a predicted model, not a curated record